GAAGCUUGGAGGAAAGGAGUUCAGGGAUGAUGGUGUUGAACGCUGAGCUGAAGUCCACGAACAGGAUCCUCGCGUAGGUCCCUGCACUGUCGAGGUGUUCUAGGAUGAAGUGCAGUCCCAUGUUGACUGAUUCAUCCGCAGACCUGUUCGCUCUGUAGGCAAACUGCAGGGGGUCCAGCAGGGGACCUGUGACACUCUUGAGGUGGUCCAGCACAAGACGUUCAAAGGACUUCAUGACCACAGAUGUCAAAGCGACAGGCCUGUAGUCAUUCAGACCCGAGAUUGCAGGUUUCUUGGGGACUGGGAUGAUGGUGGAGCGUUUGAAGCAGGAUGGAACUUUACACAUUUCCAGUGAUCUGUUGAAGAUCUGAGUGAAGACUGGCGCGAGCUGGUCCGCGCAGACUUUGAGGCAGGAUGGAGACACGUGGUCCGGGCCUGCCGCUUUGUUAAUCUUUUGUUGUUUGAAGAUGCGUCUCACAUCCUGUUCAUGGAUGGUUAACGCAGAGGUCAGAGGUGUGAUUGUGGUCGCGGGUGCGGCCGGAUUGGUGUGUGGUGUGAAACUGUCCUUUUCAAAUCUGCAGUAGAAGGUAUUCAAGUCGUUGGCUAGUGUGCUAUUGUUCUCAGCUUGGGGGGAUCGUCGCUUGUAAUUAGUCAGCGACUGGAAUGCAUGCCAGACUGAUUUAGAGUCGUUUGCGCUAAACUGUUUUUCCAACUUUGCUGUAUAGAUCCUCUUUGCAAUGUUAAUUUCUUUGGUCAGCUGGUUUCUAGCUCGAUUAUACAGGGCCCUGUCCCCGCUCUGAUAUGCGUCCUCCUUAGCUUGGCGAAGCUGCUUAAGUUUAGCAGUGAACCACGGCUUAUUGUUGUUGAAUGUGCGAAAUGAUUUUGUUGGAACACAGACCUCUUCACAGAAACUGAUAUAGGAUGUGACAGUGUCCGUAUAUUCAUCCAGGCUGCCAGCUGAAUUUUCAAAGACACUCCAGUCUGUGCAGUCUAAGCAGCUUUGAAGUUCCAUCUUGGCUUCAUUUGUCCACUUUUUGACUGUUUUCACUGUAGGCUUCGCACAUUUAAGUUCUUGCCUGUACGUCGGUAUUAAGUGAAUUAAGCAGUGAUCAGACGAGCCCAGGGCUGCACGAGGUAUAGCACGGUAUGCGUUUUUUACCGUGGUGUAGCAGUGGUCUAAAGUAUUAUUUUCCCUGGUAGGACAGUCGAUGUGCUGCUUGUAUUUAGGGAGUUCGUGGUUGAGUUUAGCUUUGUUAAAGUCCCCGAGAAUAAUGAGGGGUGAGUCGGGGUGUUUUUUUUCAAUUUCGUUGACUUGAUCGGCGAGCGUUAGCAAUGCGGCGUUCGUGUUAGCUUGAGGCGGAAUAUAGACGCCAACGAGAAUGAAUGAUGCGAACUCACGUGGCGAGUAGAAUGGUUUACAAUUUAAGAAUAGCGACUCCAAAUGCGGGCUGCAGUGUGUGCUGAUCACCGUGACGUCCGUACACCAUUUUUCGUUGAUAUAGAGGCAUAUCCCGCCGCCCUUUGUUUUCCCCGAUGAUUCCAUGUCGCGGUCCGCUCGAUGAAUGUGGAAACCGGGAAGCAUAAUGCCGGCAUCGGGUACAGCGUCGCAAAGCCAGGUCUCCGUGAAGCACAUGGCCGCGGAACGUCCGAAGUCUUUACGGGUCUUUAACAGAAGAUGAAGCUCGUCCAUUUUGUUGGGUAGGGAGCGUACGUUCGCGAGGUGGAUCGACGGGAACGCCAAUCUGUGUCCUCUCUUGCGGAGUUUCACCUGAAUGCCGGCUCGCUUCCCUCUGUGGCGCCGCGUCCGUCUCCAUGCGCCGAAAACCGCGGACGCCGCUCCGGUGAGUAACUCUGGGAAAAAACUGAGCGGAUAUUCGAAAGUUGGUGACAGAAAGUCUGGAGUAGACUCCUUGAUGGUUAGCAGGUCUCCCCUUGUGUAAGUGAGUCGUGUAAGGUCUCCAAAGACGGACGAAAAACACAAAAACAAAGACAAUACUAGAGAGCGCGUUACCGAGGCGACCACACUGGUAGGCGCCAUCUUGCCGACUGUUAAAUUUCCCUCGGGUCCCUUCAAAGGUUGGUUGGUUCAUAAAGUACCAUGCACUCCGUUUUAUUUGAGACCACAAUAGAUUUUUUAACAUUAACGUUUUUUUGUUUUUUUAAAAUACAUUUUGUCUCUUUCAGGAGCGCCUUUCGAAUCUCUGUCCAUGGUCCUGAAUGCGUUUCCCGUUUCCCUGCUGACUGUUGAGCAUUUUCUCAUCACUUAUCUCUUGUUAGAAAGCAUUCAUUUACAUUUCUCUGGGAAUCGUUUUCCAUCGUUUACAUUUGUUGUAUAUACUUUCAUAUUUUAUUUUAGUAUCUCAAAAAGUACGUUCACAGAACAGUCCAAUUUGAUCAAUGAAUGCUCAUGCAAAAGGCAAGUCCCAAAGGUGUGUGGUCAGGUUGGUUCUUUUUUGGUGUUAUGUCAAGAAAAGUACUCUAGGUGUCAGUAUGCACUCACAAACCAAAUGUAUUGGCACUCCCUCUCACUUCCGUGGACGCACAAAGCCGAUUUUUAUUGUGCCGCUCUGCUCGAGACGUGUGACACGACUGCGGUCGAAAAAGCGGCGGAAGUCCGUGGACAUCAUAUUCAUAUUCUAGUUUAUCUUGAAAAACUGAGAUUUUUAUUUUACGGCGCAAUGGAGGACAAAAGAUUUGCGUCUUUCCGCCGCGGCCUCGUUUUUCUUUUCCUUUUCCUCCACCCCGCCAACGGAGACGUCAGCUACUCCAUCCCAGAGGAGAUGAAACGUGGAUCUGCAAUCGGGAAUAUCGCCAAGGAUUUGGGACUCAAUUUGGGCCAGUUAUCUGCUCGUAAAGCGCGCAUCGAUGGGGAAGACGACAACGUCCAACACUGCGGCAUCAACCUCAACACUGGCGACUUGGUUGUUCAGGAAAGGAUCGACAGGGAAGAUCUUUGUGGCAAAAAGGCAUCGUGUGUUUUAAAGCAGGAACUUGUACUGGAAAACCCAAUGGAACUGCACCGUGUUAAUAUCCGUGUAUUAGAUGUCAAUGACAAUACACCACAAUUUAACGAUGACUCGCUAAAAUUAGAAAUUCAGGAGUCGGCAGACAAGGGGGAGCGUUUUCUUCUCGGAGAAGCACACGAUGCAGACAUUGGAGAAAAUGCUGUUCAAAGCUACACUUUGCAGCAGAAUGAUCAUUUUAAGUUAAAUGUCAAUACUAAACCAGGUGGACGAAAGUCCUGUGAAUUGGUCUUAGACAAGGAAUUGGACAGAGAAGAUAAAAAAGACAUGAUGCUCUUGCUGACUGCUUAUGAUGGCGGCUCCCCGCAGAGAUCAGGAACAGUCGUCAUAAACGUCAUCGUGCUGGAUGCGAAUGAUAAUCCACCUGUGUUCAGUCAAACGGUCUAUAAGGCCACUAUACCUGAAAACUCUCCACCAGAUACUUUGGUGAUCACAGUGAGCGCGAGUGAUGCAGACGAAGGAUUAAAUAGCGAAAUCGCUUUCGCAUUUGACCGCACUUCUGAUGGUAGAAGUAAUGUCUUUACUUUACACCCCAAGACAGGAGAAGUGAGAGUGGCCGGUGUCGUUGAUUAUGAGAAAGUAUCGUCUUACGAGAUGCAAAUCAGCGCUAAAGAUGGUCUUGGCUUAGUUUCUUAUUCAACUUUAAUCAUUGACCUAACUGAUGUGAAUGACAACGCCCCAGUUAUCACGAUCAAGUCGCUGACCGAUGCGGUGGCGGAGAACGUGCCGCCUGGCACCGAGGUGGGCAUCGUUCACGUGCAGGACAGAGACUCUGAGCAGAACGGGCAGGUCCGCUGCUCCGUCCAACAAGACGUCCCCUUCCGCUUAGUUCCUUCCAUCAAGAACUAUUAUUCUCUGGUGACUAGCGGCCAGCUGGACCGCGAACUGGUGUCCGAUUACAACAUUACAAUCGGCGCCAGCGACGAGGGCUCUCCUCCUCUGUCCUCCCGGAAAAGUCUUCACCUGUCCGUCGCCGACGUCAACGACAACCCGCCCGCGUUCGAGCGGGAGUCCUACAGCGCCUACGUGAGCGAAAACAACAAAGCCGGCUCGGCUUUGUGUCGGGUCGGCGCUCGAGACCCCGACCGGAGACAGAACGGCACGGUGGUUUAUUCUCUGUCGGCGGGCGCGCAGGUGAACGGCGCCCCGGCGUCCUCCUACGUGUCGGUGGACGGAGACACGGGGGCCGUCCGCGCCGCUUGCUCGUUGGAUUACGAAGACCUGAGGAGUUUUCGAGUCCACGUGGUGGCCAGAGACAAGGGUUCUCCUCCGCUGAGCAGCAACGUGAGCGUCAGCGUGUGGAUAUGGGACGUGAAUGACAACUCUCCUCAGAUACUGUACCCCGCCCCGGAGGGCGACUCCUUCAUGACCGAGCUGGUCCCCAAAGCUGCGCACGGAGGCUCCGUGGUGUCCAAAGUGAUAGCGGUGGACGCCGACUCCGGACAGAACGCCCGGCUGUCCUAUCAUAUCGUCAAGGCCACGGAUCCGGGACUUUUCACCAUCGGUCUCCACAGUGGAGAGAUCAGGACCCGGCGGGACAUUGGCCAAUCUGACAGCAUGAAACAGAACCUGAUGGUGGCGGUGAAAGAUAACGGACAGCCCCCUCUGUCCGCCACCUGCUCCGUGUAUUUACUCCUUUCCGAUAACUUGGCCGAGGUGCCGGAACUGAAGGACGUUUCUUCCGACGAGCGGGAGAAGAAUUCCAAAGUCACCUCGUAUCUGCUGGUGGCGCUGGUGUCCGUGUCCACCUUCUUUCUGACCUUCAUGGUGGCGGUCCUGGCUGGGAGCUUUUGUCGCAGGAGAAAGCCCAGACUGUUGUUGGACGGAGCGGUCGCCGUCCCCGGCGCGUAUCUCCCUCCUAAUUACGCCGAUGUCGACGGCGCGGGAACUUUACGCGGCGCCUACGACUACGACGCCUACUUGACGACGGGCUCCAGGACCAGCGACUUCAACUUUGUGCGUUCUUACGACGACGACACGCUGCCCGCGAAGAGUCCCGGCGACUUCGAUGACGAGCUUCGCGAUUCUUUCGACCCUCUUGAGGUAGGCAGCUUUCACAGAUAA
Messenger RNA from Phyllopteryx taeniolatus (common seadragon), 5087 nucleotides. RefSeq names its product protocadherin beta-16-like. The transcript has a single exon. The record is from RefSeq and is a predicted model, not a curated record. NCBI's taxonomy places the organism in Eukaryota, Metazoa, Chordata, Actinopteri, Syngnathiformes, Syngnathidae. Gene Ontology annotation, cellular component: plasma membrane. The coding region runs from base 2208 to 5087 and encodes 959 amino acids. Gene Ontology annotation, molecular function: calcium ion binding. Gene Ontology annotation, biological process: homophilic cell-cell adhesion.